CUGAACGCGUUUCGUUCCGGUCUGCAUUGCACUGGACGUACACUUUUCCUCAGCUUGUCUUAAGAAGGCCGAGUUGAAAUGCCGCCUGCAGUUUCACUGCUUUCCUCUUCCCGCUCAGGGUCUUCGCGCUGAGCCCACGGCACUGAAUGGCGCUCAUCUGGUAGAUUAUUCCUCUGUGUCUCUAAGAUGUACUUUUUUGGAUUGAAGAAGUUCCUUUCUAUUCCUGCUUUGCUCGGUUUUUAAUGUUAUAGACAAUUUGUGACAUGAGCGACUCAGAAGGUGGGGAGACUCCCCAGCUUUCCACGCACACCUUAGCAGCACUCCAGGAAUUUUAUGCAGAGCAGAAGCAACGAAUUGACCCAGAGGGUGACGAUAAAUACCACGUUGGAAUCAUAGAAGAGAACUGGCAGUUGAGCCAGUUCUGGUACAGUGAGGAAACUGCUUUGCAACUUGCACAGGAAGCCAUUGCAGCUGCAGGAAAAGGUGGCAGAAUAGCAUGUGUGAGUGCCCCCAGUGUUUACCAGAAACUCAGAGAGCUGCACAGAGAAGAUUUUUCUGUACACAUCUUUGAAUAUGACACAAGAUUUGCCAUGUAUGGAGAGGAGUUUAUCUUCUAUGAUUACAAUAAUCCAUUGGAUUUACCCGAAAAAAUUGCUGCACACAGUUUUGACAUCGUAAUAGCAGAUCCUCCCUAUCUUUCUGAGGAAUGUCUCAGAAAAAUGUCAGAAACCAUCAAGUACCUGACUCAGGGCAAGAUUCUGCUGUGCACAGGUGCCGUCAUGGAAGAACAGGCAGCCAAGCUCCUUGGAGUGAAGAGGUGCAAGUUUACCCCCCAGCACACCCGUCACCUGGCCAACGAAUUUUGCUGUUACGUGAAUUAUGAUUCUGGGCUAGACUGUGGAAUCACAAUAUAGUAAAGGACCCUGUGUGGCAUUUCCUUUUAAUUUUCUUAGUAGAUUGAAAAGUUUUAACCUUCUCCCCUCCCUCUGCAAACUGGGGCUGUCCCUGGCCUAAUUUUCAAAAUAACGGACAAAAUAACCUCUCAUUAUUGUUUUCCUUAAUGAGGGCGUCCCCUGCAGAUCUGAAUCCAUGAAAUUAGAGUUGAAGAAAUUUUAGAACCUGUGUAACCCAGUCUCCUCAUUUAAUGUAUGUAAAAACCAGAAGACCAAACAAACAGCUUAGUAGCUUGCCCAAGGCCUCCUGAAAUAGACAGGACUUGCGAGGGGCCCCCGAUCUGCUUCG
Molecule: messenger RNA, 1242 nt
Organism: Galeopterus variegatus (Sunda flying lemur)
Lineage: Eukaryota; Metazoa; Chordata; Mammalia; Dermoptera; Cynocephalidae
Gene: EEF1AKMT1
Product: N-6 adenine-specific DNA methyltransferase 2 (putative)
Exons: 7
Coding region: 264-914 (216 amino acids)
Biological process (GO): methylation
Molecular function (GO): nucleic acid binding; protein-lysine N-methyltransferase activity
Source: RefSeq, a predicted model, not a curated record